GAGACAGACAGUGCGGCAGGAAAACCGCAACAACGCGCUCCGUGGUUGAUUACAAACGGGACGUCAAAAAACACGGGCUAUUCUCAGAGGAAUGUGUAAACAUGAACCGAAACGCGUCACUCGCGACUCAUAGAGGACAAUUGUGGAGUUUUUCUUCAUUCGUUAUCACUGUGGAAAAGGAGACGCUGAAUUCCAUCUGAAUUCCAAGGGGAGCCUUGACAUCUCUUCUGAACGGUUGCGCGGAGGAGAUGACUGGAAAAUACAAAGAGCAGCGAGUCAAUGUGCCAACGUGGAGUCAGGGACAAAUAUCUAUGUAGACAACUGCUGAAACAUUUAUUUUCCUCUGCUUAUUUACAUAGUUUAAAGAAACACACUGCAUCUCAACAAGUCAAUUAUUCUGCAUGAAAUUCCAUUAGCGGGGAUGCCCUCGUUCUCUGUUGCCUAAUAGGGAGCUUAAAUCCAAGAAGUGAAAGAUGGGUGAAGUUCAAGACAUCAAGGAUGUUAAAAAGAUAUUUAUUGCUCCGGCAAUAAAGUCUUUUGAUCACUACGACUUCGCGAGAGCCAAGAUUGGUUGCAGCCUAAAGUGGUUGGUGACCAAGGCGUAUGGGACAGCAUCCCGAGAGGAAAGCAUGUUUUUCUCCAGGCCUUCUGGCAGAGGCCUUCCGCAGGGCAGAGAAGACGGCGUCCCAGCAGACCUGCGGGACCCCUUCUACACGGACCAGUACGACCAGGAGCACCUGAAGCCCCCCGUGGUCAGCCUCCUCCUGUCCGCCGACCUCUACCGGAGGGCCGGCAGCAACAUCCUGAAGAGUGACCCGGCCGCCGGGCCUCUUCUGGGGCAUGACGCCGUAAUCCAGGCCCUGGCUCAGAGAGGCCUCUACGUCACCGACCAGGAGAGGCUCGUCACAGAGAGAGACCUUCAUAGGAGACCUCUGCAAAUGAGCGCCCACCUGGCCAUGAUUGACGCACUGAUGAUGGCCGUUGCCAUGGAGACGGUAAGCACGGAGAAGGUGCUGGCCUGCGUGCGCCAGUACUACCCCUGCAACGCCGACCUGGAGACCCCGUACGACACGGAGGACGCAGUCACCACCUGGAUGAACAAGGUAACAGAGUAUCUGAAGGACAUCAUCACCCAGGACCAGAAGAAGAAGGAGGCACAGAGCCCAGAGCCUGCUGGGAGCCCUCGGUCUCCAACCAAGUGGUACAUGAAGCUUGUGCCUACGCGCUACAGGAAGGACCAGAACCCCAGCCAGCAGAGGCCCUGGAUCCCCCCGGUGGACAACCUGCUGAAGGACACCACGGACGGGUCUGCCCUGGCCGCCCUCCUGCACUUCUACUGCCCCGCCCUGCUGGGCCUGGAAGAUGUGAGCCUGAAGGAGAACAUGACCCUGGCCGACAGCCUGUACAACCUGCAGCUCAUCCGGGACUUCUGCCGCGACCACCUCGACGGCUGCUGCCACUUCACCCUCGAGGACAUGCUGUACGCGUCCUCCACCAUCAAGAGCAACUACCUGGCUUUCAUGGCAGAGUUGUUCACGUCGUUUGAAGUGGACAAGCCUUCUUUCGUCAAGCCAAGAAUUCUGGACGGUGAAGGCACCGUGACUCCAUCCUCCUUACUGAAGAACAUUCCAGCGGUCCCCAUCUCCAAGGCAACCAAGAGAAGCUUCAUGGACAGAUCUCCAAGUCCUGAGAGACCAAGCCUACCCCUCCGCCCACAACCUCGCAACACAGGUGAAAUCAGGAGGUCCACUUCCAUGUCCUUCGUGGACGGCAACGUUGGAACCUGGCCUAAAGAGAAGAGGUCCGGGCCUUACGGAGUGUCCUUCGACAUCCCCUUCGACAAAAGCGACCCGGCACCGGCCUCCGAGACACCCCCCCGCGGCAUGGUGCGCUCGGCCAGCACCGACGACGGCGCGGGCUUCAAGGUCCACCACAUGCCCCGCGGGAUGAAGCGCAACCUGUCCUUCCAGCCCGUCCACGGCCAGAACCUGGGCAUCGAGGAGGAGGAGGGCUGCCCGGAGAGCCUGGCCGCCCCGGAGGCUGAGGUCCGUCCCACCACGGGCCGGGCCUACCCCAACGGGCACGGCGACGCGGCCUCCCUCCCGUCCGGCGGUGGCCCUUCCAUGGAGGACGCCCUGCGGAUGAUCAGCCCCAGCCGGCCCGCCACCGAGGGCACCAACAGCGGCUUCUUCCUGCACGGCCCCGCGGGCCUGGGGGCCCCGCUGGACCCCGUGUCCGAGUCGGACUUCAAGGGGCCCCCGAGCUCGUCGGACGACACGGAGAUGGACACGGGCGUCCAGGUGCGCACGGAGGAUGCGCUGGACGAGGACUCGUCGCUGAGGGACUGCUCGGUGAACCUGGAGCUGGAGCUGGACACGCCGAGCCCCAGCGGCAGCGCCGGCUACGGCCGCUCGCCGUCCGCCGCCGUGAGGAUGACCAGCUUCGCCGAGCAGAAGCAGAAGAAGCUCCAGCCCUCGGCGCCCGACUCGGGGCGGGGCAGCAGCAGCUCGCUCAAGACCACGCCGGAGGGCUCGGAGCUGGGGCUGCCGCUGUCCGUCACCUGGGGCCCCAGCCCCAAGCACAGCCCCGUCCGCAAGCACAGCCCCCCCCCGCCCCCGGCCGCCAAGGCGCCGCCGGCGGUCCCGCUGCGGGUGGCGCCCGUGGACCCCGCCCAGGCCAUGGCCACGGAGAUGGUGGAGCUCCGCAUGCGGCUGGAGGAGAAGCGGAAGGCCAUCGAGGCGCAGAAGAAGAAGGUGGAGGCGGCGUUCACGCGGCACCGCCAGCGGACGGGCCGCUCGGCGUUCCUCGACGUGGUGAAGAGGCGGGGCGACGGCGCCGCCGAGGAGGGCGGGAAGGCGGAGGACGGGGGCAAGGCAGAGGGCCCGAGCCCCGCCCUCCGCGCGGGGGGGAGGAGCGUGGCGGACACGCCGGACGGCGCCGAGCAAGGCGGCAGGGAAGAGGGCGGCGGGCCGCUCGCGGGCCAGCCGACGGAGGUGGACCUGACGGAGUACACGCGCUCCAUCGACAAGCUCAACCACUCGCUGGGCUUCCUGCAGACGGAGAUGCAGCGGUUGGCCCAGCAGCAGGAGGUGAUCAUGGCCAUGAGGGAGCAGAAGCACCAGCAAGCGUGGCUGAUCCCCGCGCCGCACGCAAACCCCGCCGGGCAGAACCCCGGUCGGGUCGGCGGGGCUGGGACCAGAUCCUCCGGACCCUCCUCUCCGGUCGACUCCCCCCGCGUCGCCCACCGAUCCCCCACCAGCAUCAGACGCAAAUCGGCCUCUUUCCACUCCCGUACCCCCCGUACCCCCCGCCCCAGCGAGCUGAAGCUAGCCCCCUACAACCGGGUCCUCACCGCGCCCCAGUCCGUGGACAGCAUCCCCCGGCUACGGAGGUUCUCUCCCUGCCAGCCCCUGGCCCACUCCUUUGUGUACAUGGGGGAGAACCCAGCGAGGGCCAACCCGGAGACGGACCCUCAAGACGGGGACGGGAACGAGGAGGACCCCUUGCUCUCCCUGGAAAGCGAGGGGCCACACACCACCACCUCCUCCGCCAAAGUCGCCCGUAAACUCGGCAACGUCAAACAAUGGGAGGUCUACGCGAACAUGGAGGUCUCCGGGAUGCCGGCAUGGGACCAAGAGACGGACGCGGACCUGAAGCCCACGGUGGACACGUCCGUCUCCGAGGUCCUGUCCCAUCCGGUGCUGGAGUCCUUCACGGUGACGCCCACGGAGAGCCCGCCCCAGCUCGGUCAGGCCAAGGGCAGCCUCGUGGAGGUGCCCCUGCUGACAGAGACAGAGACAGAGGCUCUGGAGGAGAGGGACGAUGGCGGGGCCGGCCUGGACGACGACGAUCAGACCGCGUGCCGGGGGUUCUUCUUCAAGGAGGAGAGCAAGGGUGAGGACAACAUGGCCCAGAAGAGAGCGGCGCUGCUGGAGAAGAGGAUGAGGAGGGAGAAGGAGAGCCAGAUGAAGAAGGUGCAGCAGGAGGCGGAUCUGGAGCAGAAGAAGGAGGAGGCUCGGCUGAAGGCGGAGGAGGAGCGGCUGCGGAAGGAGGAGGACAAGGCCCGCAAGGAGUUCAUCAAGCAGGAGCACCUGAGGAGGAAGCAGCUCAAGCUCAUGGAGGACAUGGACCAGGUCAUCAAGCCACGCCCCUCCAGCCUGGGCCGCCAGCGUCGCAGCCGGCCCAAGUCCAUCCACCGAGAGAGCCACGACUCGCCCAGAACCCCCGUCAGGGCCGCAGUGUCCAGUCUGUCCCUGGCGUCCCUCUCCCUGGGAGACGCAGACAGCAGCCAGCCGGACAAGAGAGGCCCCAGGCCUGACUCGGCAGAUGGCUUCCUCUCUCCGAGUCGAUCGAACAGCAGGAACGGGGAGAAGGACUGGGAGAACGCCUCCACCACCUCCUCCGUCAUCUCCUUCACUGAGUACACCGGGCCGAAGCUGUACAAGGAGCCCAGCUCCAAGUCCAACAAGCACAUCAUCCAGAACGCCCUGGCCCACUGCUGCCUGGCCGGCAAGGUCAACGAGGGCCAGAAGAACAAGAUACUGGAGCAAAUGGAGAAGUGCGAGGCCAACAGCUUCCUGGUCCUGUUCCGGGACGCGGGCUGCCAGUUCCGCUCGCUCUACACCUACUGCCCCGAGACCGACGACAUCACCAGGCUGACGGGCAUCGGGCCCAAGAGCAUCAACCGCAAGAUGAUCGAGGGGCUCUUCAAGUACAACUCGGACAAGAAGCAGUUCAGCCAGAUCCCGGCCAAGACCAUGUCCGCCAGCGUGGACGCCCUCACCAUACACGGCCACCUCUGGCAGACCAAGAAACCCCCCACGCCCAAGAAAGUGGUACCUCCCGCUAAGUCCUAAUGGACACUCUGAAGGACUGAGCUAAAGUGUGAUACAUCUGCGCUGGAUCGAGACCCCCUGGAGGUAUGCGGUGGGUAGGGGUACAGUGGUCGGUACUCGUGUUUGUAAUGAGCCGUGAUUCUGGGUGUUAAGGACUUUCAAAUGGAUUUCUACCCAUGAAGAAUUCAGCGACAUCUGCUGAUCUUUAAUAAUUAAAAGACAAUGUUUUCAUGUUGACAUCUAAUACUGGUGAACCUCCUCCAAAUGACUGACCAUAAAAUAAUAAAUAACCGAAAAAUGUAGAAGGAUAAACAAGGCAUUCAAUGGCCAUGGUUUAUACGGUGGUUACAUUUUUUGGAGAGGUGCAUUAUGGGUCGUUGGAGGUGCAUUACGGUCCACGCAGGUGAGGUAGACUCACCGUGUUCCUCCAGGGAUAUUCCACACAGAGGUAUAAAUCAGCCUUGAAGCUAAACAACACAACCACGCCCUCCUCAGACAGAACCUGAUCUUCGUUUCAAUUUGCACUUCACUCUACAUCUCCAUGACGAUUCCAACACCUGCAAAGGCCAGUUUGUUGAGCGGUAUUAUGUUUUGUGCUUUUGACUUUAAUCAUUCCUGUUACAUUCCUUUCGUUUUGUUUUAGGUUUUUUUUUAAACAAAGUUCCAGAGUAGAAGGAACAGGACUCAGAAUAACUGGAAUGUAUUAUGGCACUAUUUAAAAAAACGUCAUGUAAAUGUUGAGCACUAAUAUGUGUUUGUAGAAGUGGUUUGAUUUGAGUCAAUCGUUUUGACUGUGUAACUUGCCAUUUUUAGGUUUUUGCUUAUUCUUCCUCAGAUGUGCCAAAAGUUAACAAACUUACAGCUAGAGACCGUUUGAAUGAUCAGCAGUUUCCUUUGAUAAUAUAAAGCACUGAAUGUUUUUUUUACAUCCAUGUACAUACAACUUUUUGUUCAUGUAAAUCUGUUUAUUUGUGGCCUCAUUUUUUGUUUUAGUUUUUAAGGAUUAUGUCAGUGCAAAGAGUUGAACGUUAUGAGACAAAUGCCAUACACUACCAUACACAAGACGUUUUGUACAUAUGAAGAAAAAAAAAAUCCCACUUUUAUACGUGGGUAAAACACUUUCUAUAGUUAAGGUACUUAAAACGACAAGGGCCAAAAAGAUAUGAUAGCAUACAGCUAGUAGUGUCAGCCACACAGUAUGUGUGAGUGUCCUCAAAUCAGAGCGGUUUAAGCUUUCUAUAAACUCCUACUUAAGUCACUCGACAGACCGUGGUUUCUAAUUUCAGAAAAACGUGGUUCUCGACCUGGCAAAGUAGAAUGGGAUUCAUUUUAGAAAAAGAAAGACGUUUUUAUAAUGAAUUUAUUCAUAUUCCAAUAUUCCUCUGUCGUGUUUGUAAUCUUGUUACAUUAACUGACUUUUUUAAAUAUGGGCAAAUAGUUAAUAUUUUACCGCCUCAACAUACAGCUGCAUGAAUAAAAAAAGGGAACAAGCAUUUGCAUGUUUACCGUUACAAGGAAUUCUGGGUAGUGAUUUCUCAGGGGUUAUGGGAGCUCCAAUUUUAAGAGUUUUAAGCAGCUGAUGAUUUGCAGAGUUGUAAAUCUCCUAAAACAGUUAGCGGUGAUGCAAAUUUCUUGUUUCAGAUGCUAUACCAACUGCACACCUUUUAGAAGGAUUAGGGAAUGUUUAAGAUAACCUGCGUUCCUGUCCUGGCUUAUUGGUGUCACCUACAGCAUUCCUAUUCAGUAAAUCUGGAAUUAAAAUAACAACAGAAAUUGAAUCAGCUAUUUGUAUUCAAUGCUGUAGUAUUAUUCAUUACAGUAUUAAGCAACAACAGUUUAAAAAUGUAAAGCACUUUUAAAAUGAUGAUUAAUUCAACUUGAAAAGUCCCAAUUCUCUAGAUGCAUUAAUAUGGGGUGCUUUACAUUUUUCACAAGAAGCCAUGGUAUAAAUUAUUUGAAUCACUUUAAGGAUCAUUGUAAAGAUAAUUUAAACUAGAUCCUCUAUUAACAUAUAAGGUUUCAUGGUAGCUUCACGGAAACAAAAGCCACUGUUUACAUAUUGAAAGUAUUUGGAAACUUUUAAGAUAUCUUGACCUAUGUUUGUCUUUUUUAAAUUAUUCUAUUUUAUCUUGUCUUGUUUAUCAAACAUUCUCCUUAAAGCUUAUUUUGUGGUGAAUGUUCUAUCGAAAAAAUCCUACAAUGGAGAAUAUUCAAAAUUAUAACCCAAACAAGGUUACACGAUUACACGGACACGGUCCAAUGUAACACAAUUGGAAACUGACCCAAAUAACACUAAAUGAUGAUAUGUAAAAAGUUUUAAAAAGUACAUAUUUUCUAAUUGAAUGAGCUUGAUCAAAUAUUGAAGGGCCAAAUAAGGCUCAGUAUUCGAUGCAGUUUGAGAUUUUUUACUCUCUUUUAUCUAUAUGACGCUCCUGACAAGAAAAAGGCUAAAUCAUUUAAGAUUCAAGUUUCUAUGUAUGUCCUAUUACUGCUUUUUCUUAAUAAAUCCAUUACUGAGGGAAUGUUCAUUUUCAGAAUGAAAUUGCAUUAAGAAUGACUUUGUGGUGUUUUUCCGUAAGCAUUUAGAAUACACGUGUUCGUUGGAUGCUGUAGGCCUAUUUACUGCUGGAAAAAUGGUUUGCUUUUGCUUUUCUCCUUUUCCAUUAAACUAAGCAUGA
This is a messenger RNA of Gadus chalcogrammus (walleye pollock), 7513 nucleotides long. It is a transcript of the gene camsap2a, whose product is annotated as calmodulin regulated spectrin-associated protein family, member 2a. Lineage: Eukaryota; Metazoa; Chordata; Actinopteri; Gadiformes; Gadidae. The record is from RefSeq and is a predicted model, not a curated record. Gene Ontology annotation, biological process: negative regulation of microtubule depolymerization; cytoplasmic microtubule organization; neuron projection development. The transcript is spliced from 19 exons. Gene Ontology annotation, cellular component: microtubule minus-end. Bases 474 to 4856 code for a protein of 1460 amino acids. Gene Ontology annotation, molecular function: calmodulin binding; spectrin binding; microtubule minus-end binding.